Aspergillus affinis is the source of this 507-nucleotide messenger RNA. RefSeq lists its product as uncharacterized. The coding region runs from base 1 to 507 and encodes 168 amino acids. The transcript is spliced from 4 exons. Lineage: Eukaryota; Fungi; Ascomycota; Eurotiomycetes; Eurotiales; Aspergillaceae. The record is from RefSeq and is a predicted model, not a curated record.
AUGGGUAAAUCCAAAAAUGCAACCAAGGCACUGACACAGGAGGAAAUUUGGGAUGACUCGGCCCUGGUCCAGAGCUGGGACGAGGCGGUCGACGAGUACAAACUGUAUCAUAGCAUCCAAGCCAAGGGGGAGAAUAUCGAGGAUGUUCUAAGAGAAGCCGAGGCCGCGGAACUCACCCCGGACGAUGCCCUAGGCCAAGAAGAUCCGGACGACCAGGUCGCCGAUGUGCCCAUGGAGACGGCUGGCGAAGAGGCCGCCGUCGCUGGUGGUUCAUCUGAGGCUGCGCAACCCCCACUGGGAGAAUCUUCGAAGUCCUCCAAUGGAGAGCAAAAGACAUCGUCAGAAGCGCAGCCAACCGGAGGCAAUCCGAUGGCGGCGAUGCCUCACGCAGCGCUAUCGCAAGUACAAGAUGAGGGCCUGAAGAACCUCAUGAUGUCCUGGUAUUUUGCAGGGUACUAUACAGGCCUCUAUGAGGGACAGCAGCGGGCAAACCAGAACAAAAGCUGA